Molecule: messenger RNA, 3522 nt
Organism: Trypanosoma rangeli
Lineage: Eukaryota; Euglenozoa; Kinetoplastea; Trypanosomatida; Trypanosomatidae
Product: putative telomerase reverse transcriptase
Exons: 1
Coding region: 1-3522 (1173 amino acids)
Biological process (GO): telomere maintenance via telomerase
Cellular component (GO): telomerase catalytic core complex
Molecular function (GO): telomerase RNA binding; telomeric repeat DNA binding
Source: RefSeq, a predicted model, not a curated record
AUGUCCUCCAUGUUUCCUACUAUUCCCGGUUAUGGCGGUCCCUGGUCACUGAAGGACUUUCUGCUGCGAUACUUUUUUGUACAGCUGCGGUUUGAGGCGUCUUCACCGGCGUGCUUUGUAUCGUGUACCUAUGAGCGGAUUCUAUUUGUACCCCCAACGGGAGGCUUCGCAGUGGUGGUGUACGUCUCUUUGGGCGCUCCACCACCGCCGCCACUCAGUGGAAUGUCGGUAGCAUCAGGGGUGGGCGAACUUUUGCCUAUAGGGCGGGACUUCUUACCGCGAAUGGCAUCGCAGAUACCGCAUGGAAGGCCACUGACGUCGUCGCUGCUGCGGUGUCCGUUUUGGGACUCCCUCUUUGCACAGCUGGGGCCUGCAGUUGUCAGUUUCAUUACAUCAUGGUGUCCGCUUGUGGUACAGUUUGAACCGAGUGGUGGGGGAUUGCAGGCUUUGGGUCCUCCGCUGAAGAAUGCCGUGCCACGGGCGGCAAAGCGGCAGAGAAGCUUGGGAUGCAUGGGAUUCCGCAAGAGGGGAUGUUACGAGAAAAAUACUCAACCUCGUACCACGCAAGCGGCCUCGAUCUCAUCGUUGGCAGUGUCACUAUAUCGCUUGAAUGUCUCACGUCUUCCGUUGAUUGGGGAACUGCCUCUUCGCACCUUUGCCGAAAUCGACCACGGGGUGAAUCCUAGACUUGCAGAAUUAUGGCAGAAGCAUCACGGAGAUAUAGAUUCUACUGCAGCAUGCCGUUGUUCAGUUACUAUAGGGGGUGACCCGGUGUCAUGUGCAGAGGCGUGCAGAGUUUGGACAACGUCAAAAGAAUUAGUCCACUUGGUGUUCCCCUACACAUUCGCUGUCAAUGGGAAUGGUGACAACACAGUCCGCAUGGAAUCUGUGGAACGGCAUCUCACACACGUGCUUCAUUGUUUGUUGGGCGGUGUGUGUCGGAUGAACUUUCGCGGGGCGGCAAUUAAGCAUGCCGGGUUUCUGGAAGAGCGCAGUCUCCCUUUCCAUCGCUGCCGUUCCCGUGCGCAAGCGGCGGCGGCGGCGGCGGCCGUUCCAGUAUCGGAACUCACAGUGCCGGAGUCUAUUGUGACCUCAUAUCUUCGAAGUCUACUGGAGGGUCUUUGGUGGCGUGCACCUCAGGGCAAGGAACGGGUGAGCUUUUGGGGGGAAGCACCAGUGCUGGAAAGACUGUGCGCCAUCACCUUAAGUUGGCUGCAGUGUGGAAGACAAGAAACAUUUCCACUUGGUCACUUUCUACACGAGGUACCUGUUGCAAAGCUUCCAUGGCUACGUGGCUUCUAUACCCGAGGUGUUGGACGCAAACGACGGUCCAUGAUUCAGCAGCGGGUAUUUCUUCAAUUGAUUUUUUUUAUUUUUCAGCAUGUGGUGCCGUUUUUGGUGCGGCGUUCGUUUCAUGUGACGUGGUCUUCUAAAAAGCCCAACGCGUUUCUCUUCAUACCGAAGCCGGUGUGGUGCCGCCUAGUUGGCUAUGAACUGCGACAAGUCUGCCUUUCACGCCGCAGUCGAGAGAAACGGGAGAGAAACGCUGCUGGGACCAAACAGUCGAUGGCGCUGGAGCGUGUGACCGCAGACAGCCUUCUGGCAUCCAAGCUGGCAUAUGAAAAGAACACCGCUUGUGUCGCACCUCCGGUGUUGUAUUCAUCUGUUAGAUUUCUCGUGGACCAACGUAAGCUGCGCCCUAUUGCACGGGCUCGCCUCGUCAACGUGCGCAGGCUGCUAAGAAUGGCAGAUGGGUUGUCUGUACCAAGAAGGGCAGUUACCCGCACAAUGCCUGGAAGGGUGGCGGCACCCACGACCAGGAGCGCGCGCAAUAGUAGUGCUUCUCCCCAUGUCUCAUUGUUACGGGGGGCACUACGUUGCCUGCUUGUCGGUGUCGCGGAGCAUCGCGUCGGAUCGUCGCUGGUGAAAAGUACAAAUAUUUCCCAUCAAGAUGAAUACGCUGAAAUACGUUCUUUUGUCGAGGGGGCACGACACUUCUGCCAGCGUCCGAAGCUCGUAUCCAGCCCGGUAUCUUCUACUGCACCAUCAAGUGGCAGUCCAAUGGUGGCAAUGUUGCGCGGGGAUGCGGCGAGAUGCUAUGAUUAUCUUCCACAGGAAGUGGUGAUGCAUGCUGUCGAACGCCUUGUUAAUCAUGACUCAUACUACACGGUGUCAUUAACGGCCAUUGCUCCAUGGAUCAGCAAUGGUGCGGGAACCGGCACUCUGGCGAGUGUACAUGGGCGGCAACUGAAAGUUGCAGGAGGGGACACUACAAACGCUGAAGUAUUACUGUAUCAGUGCAUGAGGUCGCAGACCGUCUCUGGGGAGUGCGUACAAAAUGGGAUGCUUCCAGGUAUUCCAAUGGGAUGGAUUAUGUACGAGGAAGCCACACCAGCGUCCGAUUCCAGGCUACGUGGAGAUGAAAUACUGGCAAUUCUAAAGCAGCAUCUACAUCAACAUCUUGUGCUCAUUGAUGGGAAGCUUUACUUGCAAGGAGUGGGGAUAGCUCAGGGCUCCGCGGUGGCUAUGCUGCUUUGCGACACUAUUUUUGAAACUGUGGAUCAAUCUCUCUCAAGCAUUCUUUCUCAGCAUGAGGAGCCAGCGCUGCUUUUAAGACGUGUGGACGAUGUCUUGGUGGUGACGCUGUCCCAUGUGGCGGCGUCUCGUUGCGACGCAGCGUUGCGUCGUGGAUGGCCCGAAGUAGGAUUUGUUUGUCAAGGUGAAAAGCUACGAUGUACUACGGACACACUCAUUCCGUGGUGUGGACUCUUGUGGAAUCCACGAACACUGGAGUUUUCCGUGGAGUGGCGACGUUUGGCAUCGCUGCUUCCACACAUUGCAUCCUACCCAAUGACUGGCAAUGAGCCGCUCCAUUGCUCACUACGACUGAUGAGUAUUCUGUGCCUCCGCACACCAUUGACGGUGCUUUGUCGUCGUAUUAACAGCAAGACGCGCGUAGUGCAGACUUUGUGUGAAAUUGGAUUCCUCUGGUCCCGCUUCUUCUUAAGGAAGCUUCUGCAAAAUGCAGCUUUUAUACGACCUCACGUGCGUGUUUUACUGAGGCCCCUCGCGCUGGUUAUCGCGUCGUUGCGCCGAUUACUAAAGCGUCACAAAGGACACCUUGAACGGCUUGGCUCUUUCUGUGACAUCACAGACGAGGAGAUCCGACUCUGUGUUCUAUUUACUCUGCAUAAAACCCUUCAAGGGUGGUUGCCGUGGAUGAUAUCGCGAUUACGACAUAGCAGGGAUGGAUUGAAGCGUUUUUUCAUACUCUUAUUGGCUAUUGUGCGACGGAAAAUGAGGGCAGAACUUUUUGUAGAGGAUGCACUUUGCAAGGGAAGCGAUGAGCAUGGCUUUGCUCGUCGUGACAGUAAUCAUGGCACUGGUGUUGCUGCUGCUGUUAUGGGGGAGGAUAACGCCGCUCAUGAGGUAGUGGGUGCGCUGCUGCUAGCUGAAGGCGAGGACACCGUCAUUGUGCGUGCCCUCGCUGCUGUGCAGUUUUCGGCCUUCCACGCGCACUGA